AUGCUGCAAGCCGCGGAGGAAAUCGCCAAGUCCUUAGGGGAAGACGCGGUCACCUACGACAACGACGUGCUCGAACACCACGGCCAUUCAGAGUGGUCGACCUCUAACUCGCCCGGACGUGCUGUCGCGGUUGUCUACCCCAAGUCCACCGAGGACGUAUCGGCGAUCGCCCGGAUCUGCCACCGCCGCAACGUGCCCAUGGUGCCCUUCGGAGCAGGAUCCAGCGUGGAGGGCAACUUCUCACAGCCCCACUCCGGCAUCUGCAUCGACUUCUCCUUCAUGGAUCAGAUUGUCGCGUUCCACCCCGAUGACAUGGACGUGGUCGUGCAGCCGGGAGUCAACUGGAUGGACCUCAACAAGCGCAUCGCCAGCAGCGGCCUGUUCGCACCCAUGGACCCCUCACCGACCGCCACCGUCGGCGGCAUGGUCUCGACCAACUGCUCCGGUACCAACGCCUUCCGCUACGGCACCAUGAAGGACUGGGUCCUCAACCUCACCGUGGUCCUCGCCGACGGGUCCGUCAUCAAAACCCGGCGGCGCCCGCGGAAGACCUCGGCCGGGUACAACCUGACGGGCCUUUUCGUCGGUGCGGAGGGCACCCUGGGGAUGGUGACAGAAGCCACACUCAAACUAGCGCCCAUCCCACAGGACACCAGCGUGGCGGUGGUAUCCUUCCCCUCCAUCCACGCAGCCGCCGCCGCAGCCACCACACUCAUCCGCUCCGGCAUCCCGCUGGCAGCACUCGAGAUCAUGGACGAGCAGCAGAUGGCGAUCCUCAACGCGCACGGCAGCGCCACAGUGCGCAAGCGGCACUGGGCCGAGCAGCCAACGCUCUUCCUCAAGUUCUCGGGCACCACCGCGGCCGUGCAAUCCGACGCGGCGCGCACCGCCGCCUUAAUCCAGCAAUCCGUCGGCGACAGCGGUAGCAGCACCUUCCACGUCGCCGGCUCACGGCAGGAGGAAGCGGACCUCUGGGCGGCGCGCAAGGAGUCACUCUUCACGAUGACAAGCACGCGGCCGGCGGGGUACGAGAUGUGGUCGACCGACGUGGCGGUGCCGGUGUCGCGGCUGGCCGAGAUGAUCGCGUGGUCGCAGGCCGAGUGCGGGAAGCUGGGCAUCUUCUCGUCCGUGAUCGGGCAUGUCGGGGACGGGAAUUUCCACGUCGCCAUGAUCUAUGAUCCGCGCGAUGCGGUGCAGAAGGCUGCUGUGGCUGGGUGUGUGCAUCGUAUGAUGGGUAAGGCGCUCGAGUUGGAGGGGACGGUUAGUGGGGAGCAUGCGAUUGGGAUUGGGAAAAAGGACUGUCUGCGUGACGAGCUUGGAGAGGAGACUAUUGGGGUGAUGAGGGCGCUCAAGCGGGCCGUGGAUCCAAAGGGGGUGAUGAAUCCGGGCAAGGUGUUUGACUAA
Molecule: messenger RNA, 1404 nt
Organism: Chaetomium fimeti
Lineage: Eukaryota; Fungi; Ascomycota; Sordariomycetes; Sordariales; Chaetomiaceae
Exons: 1
Coding region: 1-1404 (467 amino acids)
Biological process (GO): lactate catabolic process
Cellular component (GO): mitochondrion
Molecular function (GO): D-lactate dehydrogenase (cytochrome) activity; FAD binding; D-lactate dehydrogenase (NAD+) activity
Source: RefSeq, a predicted model, not a curated record